AUGGACGCCAAGCCGAUGGUGGCCACUGACCGUGGCGAUGUCAAGAAGUUGAAGGAUCUGCUGAACCAGGAGGAUGCCAUGGCGAUGGUUGUGGUGACGGCGACGAGCAAGAAGCCUCCCGGGGAGGACCAACCCCCUGCCGGUAACAUUAUCAACCCCCUACUUCUGGCAUCUGCGCGUGGGGGCUCCUGGGAAGCGCUGAAUCUCCUUCUGGAGAGGGAAGACGCAAAAAAGCCACAAAUGAUGGUUCCUACUCGCAAGUUUCUUCAGUUGAUAGCGAGAAGCAGCAGCGCCCAGGGAAGAAUCCCGGUGUCAGCUGCUGGUGAUGUAGAAGAGGGCGUCGACGACCAGCCUGUAUCUUCGGUUGCAGCUGGAGCACUCCUCAAGGGCCUCACCCCUCAAGGGGAUACUGCACUGCAUGUGGUCACCAAUGGAGGGGGCCGAAAUUUCUUGAAGUAUGCGGGCAUCAUCUGUAACAGGGACAAGAGAAUCCUGUUUUCCAGGAAUCACAAUGGCGACACACCGUUACAUCGUGCUGCCAGAGUUGGGCAACCCAGAAUGGUUUCUUAUCUCAUUCAUCUAGCUGCUCGUGAAGGUGCCGACACGAAGCUCCGGUUUUUGAGAAUGGAAAAUAACCGUCACGAGACGGCCCUCCACCAGGCUGUACGAUUUGAAUACGGUAGAGGUCUGCGUUAUGAGGAGAAGGAAGCAUUUAUUGGUGCUGCUGACCCCGCCAGAGAAGAAAAGAAUAAGCGUGACGAGAUAGGGGGUGUCCUAAAUGAAGACGGUAAAAGUCUGGGUGAUGCGGAGGGCACACCAGAAGAAAGGAAUAUUGUGAAGCUGCUAAUGGGUGCUGAUGCCGAAUUGGCUAAUUAUCCUGCAGAUGGUGUUUCACCCUUGUAUCUAGCCAUCUUGCUGGGGAAGAGUACCAUUGCACUGAUUCUAUAUCAUAUGAGUCGUGGCAAUCUCUCCCAUUCCGGAGCAGAUGGACAAAAUGCCUUGCAUGUUGCGGUUCUUCGGGACCGAGGUACCAUAUUUUUCACAGUGAUGGUAGAGUUCCUAGUGCAUUGGAACAGAAGCCUUACUGCACAAGUGGACAAAGAUGGGAGCACGCCGCUUCACUUUGCAUCAUCGGUGUACUUCCGGACUGGCUCGGAUCUGCGUUUUAUGUUCCUCCGCACUCUCCCUUGGUGUCGUUUUGUAUGGAUUCCCUGGGGAAAAAAGAUACACGAUCUAGUAUUCAAUGCGAACCCCGCCGCAUUGUACCAAGCUGACAAGGACGGAUAUUUUCCCAUACAUGUGGCUGCCUCUGUAGGUCUCAAAGAUGUCGUGCAAUUCUUCUUUAAUGAUUACCCAGAUAGUGCCGGAUUGUGUGACGCUAAAGGAAGGACGUUCCUUCAUGUUGCCGUCGACAAGGAAGAAUUUGACAUUGUCUCGUAUGUAUGUCGAACUCCAUCUUUAGCUUGGAUUCUGAAUAUGCAAGACAAUGAUGGGAACACGGCAUUGCACUUAGCUAUCGAGGCUCGGAAUUUCAAGAUUUUUUGUGCUCUAUUUGGGUCUCGACGGGUAUGUCUGAAUCGGAUAAAUAACCAAGGGGAAACUCUCCGUGAUCUAGCCAAAAGUAAGGUUCCACACGGAAUAAGUUAUAUAGAGAACCCUGAGUGCAAAAUACACGAGGUAUUGGCGUGCUGAAACGAGCACGGUGCCCUUCGAGAGGAUAAGCUUCAUGAAAGAUACAUGAGGCCUGUAAACCCAGGAGACGAGGACAAAGAAUCACACAUGCUGGGAAAUUCAGCACAAAUUGGUGCAGUCCUAAUCGCAACUGUGGCGUUCACUGCAACUUUUGCCCUGCCUGGAGGUUACAAAGCAGAUGACCAUAUAAAUGGAGGUACGCCAACACGUGCUGGGAGUUAUGCUUUUGACGCGUUCAUGAUGGCCAACACGUUAGCUUUCAUCUGCUCCAUAGUAGCUACCAUUGGCUUUGUGUCUGCUGGAAUUCCCAUGGUUAACCUGAAAACUCGCCGAGUCAACUCUGCAGUGGCUGUGCUUUUAAUGUCGAGCUCACUCACAUCCAUGUCUACUGCUUUUGCGCUUGCUGUGUAUAUCGUGCUAGCUCCAGUCGCCCGUAGUACGGCUGUUGCGGUAUGUGCUAUUACUCCUGCCGUGUUGCUAAGUGUAAAUAGGGAUUGUAUUUUCCAAUGUGUUAUUCUAGCACGACCAUUAUGGACUAGGAUAGGGCUAUUCCCAGGAACCAAAGUGUUACUAAAGAUGCACAUGCAGAUAGUGGUCAUGGCACUUUGGCCCAUCAUAGUUACCUUUGGUUGGGCUGCAUUGGCAAGGAUCCACCGCCACAGCUAA
This is a messenger RNA of Triticum aestivum (bread wheat), 2358 nucleotides long. Its product is annotated as protein ACCELERATED CELL DEATH 6-like. Lineage: Eukaryota; Viridiplantae; Streptophyta; Magnoliopsida; Poales; Poaceae. The record is from RefSeq and is a predicted model, not a curated record. Gene Ontology annotation, cellular component: plasma membrane. Gene Ontology annotation, molecular function: protein binding.